This is a messenger RNA of Manihot esculenta (cassava), 1480 nucleotides long. RefSeq lists its product as uncharacterized. NCBI's taxonomy places the organism in Eukaryota, Viridiplantae, Streptophyta, Magnoliopsida, Malpighiales, Euphorbiaceae. Bases 281 to 1024 code for a protein of 247 amino acids. The transcript has 4 exons. The record is from RefSeq and is a predicted model, not a curated record.
GAAAAAGUGGCAGUUCUGAUACAUAGGAAGAGACCCAAUCAUCCCAACCUUCAUUGUUGGUCUCUUUACUCUUUUUUUGUCAGCUACGGAUCAGGAUCUGGAAAAAGUAUUCGGUAGACCCAAUAUUAGUACAAAUUCAUCUCUAACUUCACUUGAGCUUCAUGACUUCUAUCAGACUUUGAAAAAAAUCGUGUGGGUACUUAGGAUUACAUAUAUUGUUAAGCGACAACACAAAAAAUCAUUUGCCACAUGCUUUUGCAUAGUAAAGGAUGGUUUAGCUAUGACUAGUGCUCAUAUUCUUCCCAAGGGUUGUAGCAUUUUUGCCCGUAGGCAAGAUGAAAAUGAUUUCCCUUAUGAGGUUGAUAUACUUCAUCAUAAACUAAAUUGGGAUAUUGCAUUAUUACAUAUUAAAGGUGUUCAUGACUCUUGUUAUGGAAGGCUUGCUAGAGACAGGUCACUAAAUGUGGCUCAAAUGUUACUGUAUAUUCAUCCCUAUAGUUUUGUAGGAUCCUUUUUGGUUGGUAAGGUUGCAUUUCAAUGCGUGGAUGAUGUAGUUCUACCCACCGGCACUCAAACAUGUCAAACUUAUCUAUCGACUGCCCUCCAAUCCAUACCUCGAUAUCGAAUUAUCGGAGAUGUUUGGAACUCUCAUGUGUUUGAAAAUUUUGAAACUAAUGUAAAAUGGACUUUUGAAAAGAGUCUUCACCCGUUAGUUCCUCUUAUUCAAAUUUAUGGGUUUGUUUUUGGAGAGAGUUCUUCAGGAGGUCCAGUUUUUAAUACUGAAGGCGAAAUUAUGGGGAUGUUAUCAAUGGGUUCUGGUGGGUUUGACAUUGCCAUUCAUGUUAGCUUGUUGAGACAAGUCAUGAGAGAAAAAGAAGAACAUCUCAACAUUGAAACCUUGGAAAGGAAAGAUACUCGAAUUCCCGGCAACAAGGAGGGUAGAGUAAACAGGCUCAAAGAGCAUUCAACUAAACCAAGAGGGGAUAGGUUUGGAAGGGAUAAAGCAUCUCAUUCUCAGGUAUAAAUUUUUCUGGAUAAAAAUUUUUAGGAUAACAAUUUUCUAUAUUAUUAUGUCAUUAUUCUUAUAGAUAAAUUUUCCUUUUGUUGUUCAAGGUAGGGAAAUUCAGAGUAGGCUAGUGAAUGAGAGUUUAUUCAACAAUCAGCAUUUGCAUGGUGCUUUGCUUCGUACAUUUUACUUUGAUUUUGCAUGAUUUUCCACUUUUCCUUUUUUUUUUUUUUGCUUAUUCAUAUAUUUUUAUUUUACAAUUAGGUGUGAGGUUAUAUCAACAUAAUGAAAUCAAAACAUGAAAAGUGGGUCGAUAGAAGGCUUUGUUAAGUUAACUUGAGAUAAAAUAAGGCUUUGUUAAGUUAGGGUUUGUUUAAGUUUUCUAAAUUUGAUUUGAAACCAGUCUUGUGGAAUUAAGGGGAGAUGUAACUUUAUCUGUAUGUUUUAUAGUUUGUUAUAUAACAACUAGUUGUG